Molecule: messenger RNA, 1701 nt
Organism: Naegleria fowleri
Lineage: Eukaryota; Heterolobosea; Eutetramitea; Acrasida; Naegleriidae
Exons: 3
Coding region: 1-1701 (566 amino acids)
Biological process (GO): receptor-mediated virion attachment to host cell
Cellular component (GO): cell outer membrane
Molecular function (GO): protein binding
Source: RefSeq, a predicted model, not a curated record
AUGUCACAACAAGAAGUCGAUCUCACUUUCGAAUCCUUCACGGAAGGCACCACUCACUUACAAAACAGCCACUAUCAACAAGCCAUUGAUUGCUACACCAAAACGUUGCAUCUCCUCUCCGAUCCAAAGGAAGAUGAUUCCUCAUACGAAUUGAAUAUUCGAACCAAGACACAUUUUUACAAGGGAUUGGCUCAUUUCCAUUUGUCACAAUUCACACAAGCCAUUCAAGAAUUUUCAACAGUGGAUACCAUUCUUCAAAAUUAUGAAUCAUCAAAACAACAUCAACAACAUGAUGAAGAAGAUCCAGCCACAGUCUUGGCUUCCCUCUUUCCCACUCGAAUUAAAUCUCUCGAAUAUUGGGCUCGGAGUUUACACAAACCCAAUCCUUCAUCACAAGUUGGGACCGAGGUCGUCAACAAAGACCAACAAGCACUGCACUUGUAUUCUCGUGCCAUUGACAUGUUGAAGAAGACUUUUGACAGCACCACCACCUCGUCCUCAAUGAUACCUCGCAUUCACACCUUGUACAUGUCACGAGGACUUCUCCAUAGUGAUCUCAAGCACUUCCAAGAAGCCAUUCAAGACUUUUCUAGAUGCCUUCAAGAAUUGUCUUCUCCCGUUAUGGAGACUAUUCCAAAUCAGGCAUUUCAAAAAUUUACGGCGCACCACAAUCGCGCCAUUGCGUACGAAAGCUUAAAAAAUUCAGAACAAGAAGCCUUAGAGGAUUAUUCGAAAGCGAUUGAAUGUUUGGAAUCAGGAGAGGUUCCGAAUCGAGAGGCUCUUCUCUCAGAGAAGGAGAGUGAGGCUUUGAAUACGUACUUGUAUCGGGCUCUUUUAUUGUACAACAUGACAAGUGGUGGUAAGAAGAUGGGAGGAAAUUCAUCGAGUUCAGCCAUUUCAACCAUUCUCAAUGAUUUACAUGUGGUAUUGAAAUAUAAUCCUCAUCAUUUGGUGGCCAAUCAAAUUGCUGCUCAAUUGUCCUAUGAAGCCAAAGACUAUGAAAAAGCUCGAGACAGUUAUUCUCGAUUAAUUUCAAUUUGUAAAAAGCAAUCUUCAUCAUCGGCUGCUCGUGAUGAAUUGUAUUCCUAUCACUUUAAUCAUGGAAUGUGUUGUAAAUUUUUGGGUGAUGAGUUGGGAGCUCUUGAAGACUUUGAAAAAACCAUCGAAUUGAAUGAUGAAUACUUUAAGGGAUUUGUGGAAUUAGCUCGCUUGAGAAAAGUAUCGAAACGGGAUGAUGACACAAAGGAAAUGAUUCAAUUGUAUGAUAGAGCCAUUUCCUUACUAGAGAAGAAUAAGGUCAAAGAGGAGGAUUUACCAAAUAACAAGUCCAAAGCUGCUCUCUAUUUCGAAAGAGGUGUGUUGCAAAGCAAAAUUGAGGAGUAUGAAUCAUCUGUACAAGAUUUUACAAAGUGUUUGCAGAUUGAGAAUGACCAUGUGGAUGCCUUGUUCAAUAGAGCAAACAUCUAUCGAACACAUUUGAAAGAGUUUUCCAAAGCUCUCAAAGAUGCAGAGACUGUCUCUAAAUUGGACCCUAACGAUCUGGAGGCAAUGAUGGAAGUUGGAUUGUGUUUGUUUGAGCUCGACAAGAUUGAUCAAGCAAAGAAACAAUUUGAAAAGAUUUUACAAAAAGAUCCACAUCAUGAAGGUGCCAAGAAUUAUUUGGAUUAUCUCAAUGAUGCUGACGAAAAUGACGAAGAAUAG